Messenger RNA from Acanthosepion pharaonis, 1233 nucleotides. NCBI's taxonomy places the organism in Eukaryota, Metazoa, Mollusca, Cephalopoda, Sepiida, Sepiidae. The record is from the annotation of a GenBank genome assembly.
AUGGUGACACGAGUUGAUAAAUCUAUUUUGUGGAUGACGGUUAAAUGCAAUGCGCAGACGACAAAUGGUUGUGAAACUUUCUGCUUUCACUCACUCAUCCUUCUCUCUCAUUCAUUUACUUUUUCUUUCUUUCUCGCUCACGCACUCUCACUCCCCCUUUCUCAUUCUCUCUCAUUGAUUUUUCUCUCUUUCUCAUCCACUCACUCACUCUCUCUCUCAUUCUUCUCUCUCAUUCAUUUUACUUUAUCUCUCUUUCUCAUUCACUCAUUCUCUUUCUCUCGUUUUCUCUUUCAACCCUCUCUCUCAUGCAUUUACUUUCUCUUCUUCAUUCUCUCACCCUUAUCUUUCAUUUACUUUUCUCAAUCAUUCUCUCUCUCUCUCUCUCUCUCACUCAUCCGUUUCUCUCGUUCAUUUUCUUCUCGCUUUUUCAUUCAUUUUCUCUCUUUCAGCCUUCUCUCUCAAUUAUUUAUUUUUUUCUCUUUCUCUCUCUCUCUCUCUCUCUCUCUCUCUUACUCACUCUUCCUUUUCUCUCAUUCAUUUACUUCAUAUCUCUUUUUCACUUAUUCACACUAUCUCGUUCUCUCCCCUAUUCAUUUACUUUUUCUCUCUUUCUCUAUUACUCACUCUGUCACUCACCCAUUUUAUCACAUUCAUUUACUUUAUCUCUCUUUCUCACUCGCUCACUCUCUCUCAUCCUCUAUUUCAUUCAUUUACAUUAUCUCUCUUUUCACUCUCUCUCACUCUCUCUCUCUCUCUCACUCAUCUUUCUCACUCAUCCAUAAACUCUAUAUCUCUUUCUCAUCCAUAAACGUUCUAUAUUUAUUUUUCUCUUUCUCAUCCACUUCUCUCGUUCUCAUUCAUUUUAUCUCUUUUGUCUCUUUCUCUCAAUCCUUCUCUCUCAUUCAUUUCUCUCUCUCUCUCGUUGUCUCUCAUUCAUUUAUUUUAUCUCUCUCUCUCAUUCACUCACCUUCUCUCUCACUGAUCCUUCUCUCUCAUUCAUUUACUUUAUCUCUCUUUCUCACUCACCUACUCUCAGUCAUCCUUCUCUCUUAUUCAUUUAUUUUAUCUCUCUCUCUCUCAUUCACUCAGAUUCUCUCUCAUUUAUUUAUUUUAUCUCUCUUUUUCACUCACUCUCCAUCUCACCCAUGCUUCUCUCUCAUUCAUUUUCUUCAUCUCACUUUCUCACUCACUCACUCUCUCUCACUCAUCCUACUCUCUCAUUCAUUUAUUUAA